GGUUGCCCGUGGCAGCGUGAACGGCAACCGAAAGCGUGCCGCCGAAGAUGUCAAGGUGUCAGGCAUUGAUCUCAGCAAGACCGGCAUUGACAAGUCUGGCAAACCGUCGAAUCUCGCAUCUGCCACGCAUCUCAAUGAUGACGAUGAGGUCAAGCGCAAGUUUAGGGAGCUUCCUGACAUCAUGCCCACCGUAUCUGAGACUGGGGAUGCUGCGCUUGCUAAUAGCCUUGAUGAUCAGGACGAAGGCGAGGACGAUAUACGCUCGGAUGACGAAGAGGCCGAGGCGGCUCGUGAGGCUGCGCAAAAGCGAGCUCAGGAAGCCCAAGCUGGGCAGGAUGACUUCGAGAUGGCUGACGGUGAAGAAGCUGCGGCUGCACAGGCGACGGCUGCAGCCAACGAAGACAUUGACAUAGUUGCAGUGGAUGAGGACGAUCCGCUGGAUGCUUUUAUGAAGGAUCUCGAGGUACCAGCAGCACCAGGAUUCAUUACUGCAAAGCGGUACACGACCUCACGCUCAAAGGAGCCUCAAGUUUUCAACAACAGCGAUGACGAAGCAGAUCUUGAUGCUGUUGGUCAAAAUACUGAUGACAUACUCGCCAUCGCCGCCAAGCGAAAGAAGAAGGAGAUUCCUACUGUUGACCACAGUAAGAUCGAGUACGAGCCAUUCCGCAAGGCCUUCUAUAAUGAGUCCGUCGAGCUAUCCGACCUCACCGAAGAUGAUACAGACAUGUUGCGUGCCGAGCUUGACAACAUUGUCGUCAAGGGAGGUAAUGCUCCAAAACCGAUCCAGCAGUGGUCGCAAGGCGGCUUCGGUGCGCAGAUACUCGACGUCAUCCGCGAUCGCAAAUUCGAAAAGCCUACCCCGGUGCAGGCACAGACUCUUCCGGCAAUCAUGUCUGGACGCGACACGAUCGGAAUUGCGAGGACCGGUUCCGGCAAGACUGUGGCCUAUCUUUUGCCAAUGUUUCGGCACAUCAAGGAUCAGCGUCCGCUAGACAAUCUCGAAGGGCCAAUUGCAUUGAUCAUGGCUCCCACCCGCGAGCUUGCGACUCAGAUCCAUCAUGAGUGUAAGCCAUACACAAAGGCGCUCAACCUGCGCGCCGUCUGCGCUUACGGUGGUGCGCCGAUCAAGGAUCAAAUUGCGGAUUUGAAGCGUGGUGCGGAAAUUUUGGUGUGCACGCCUGGUCGCUUAAUUGAUCUGCUUACCGCCAAUUCAGGGCGUGUCACGAACCUCAAGCGUGUCACGUAUGUGGUCCUUGACGAAGCCGACCGAAUGUUCGACAUGGGCUUUGAGCCACAAAUCACGAAGAUCCUUGGCAAUAUCCGGCCCGACAAGCAGACUGUGCUCUUCUCGGCCACGUUCCCAGAGAAGCUGGAGAAGCUUGCACGUAAAGUCUUAACGAAGGGUCUUGUCAUUACUGUCGGAGGCAAGAGCGCUGUUCCUCCAGAAGUCACGCAAGUCGUAGAAGUGCGCGAGAGGAGCACGAGGUUCCAUCGUCUUCUUGCCCUGCUCGGCGACCUCCACGCUCAAAGCGAAGAGAAUCUGAGCUUGGUAUUUGUCCAGGAGCAGGCCACCGCAGACAGGCUGGCACUGGAGCUUAACAAGAAAGGCUUCCCAACGAACUCCAUCCACGGUGGCAAGGAGCAGAUCGACCGUGAUCAGAUCAUCAGCGAUUACAAGGCUGGACACUGGCCCAUUAUUAUCGCGACUUCGGUUGCGGCGAGAGGUCUCGAUGUCAAGCAGUUAAAAUUGGUCGUCAACUAUGACUCGCCAACGCACAAGGAGGAUUAUGUCCAUCGUUGUGGUCGAACAGGUCGGGCAGGCAAUACUGGCACCGCCGUCACUUUCAUUACGCCAGAAGAGGACCGCUUCGCUUCAGCUCUGAUCGCGGCGCUUACAGACAGCAACCAGGACGUUCCCGAAGCUCUUACCAAGCUUGCCCAGGACUUCGAAGAGAAAGUGAAGGCCGGCCAGGCGAAGAAGAUGGGUUCAGGUUUUGGUGGUAGAGGUAUUGAAAGGUAUGAUGCUUCGCGCGAUGCAGAGCGUGCGCGUGAGCGGAAGCAAUAUAAAACUGGUGACGAGCCGGAUGAAGACGAGGAAGAGGAUGGAAAGGACGAGAAGAGCAAGAAGAAGCAGAGCGAGGUUGACAAGCUGGUGGCGAAAGCGACUGGCCAGGUCCGAGCCAUCGAUAACAAGGAGAACGAAGAGUCGAAGAACGAAGACCAGGGCUUGAUCCCGAGUGCGCUUAACGAUCACUUGACCAGAGCGAUGAAGGUCGAGAAGAAAGUAAACGCACCAAAGGCUGCCGUAGCUGUUAACGAUCCACUUGCGAGAGCCGCUGCGGCUGCUGCCAGCAUCAACAGCCGUGUCGGCGGUCGUGGCUCCGCCCGCGCCGGCUACCCCGUCGACAACCGCGGUCCCGACGCUGGUCUCUUCCACGCCACGCUCGAAAUCAACGACUUCCCGCAGAAGGCCCGCUGGGCGGUCACAAACCGUACCAAUGUCGCGAAGAUCCUCGAGGCUAGUGGCACAUCGAUCACGAGCAAGGGCACUUAUUAUGCGAAGGGGAGCGAGCCGGGACCCAACGAUCAACCGAAGCUGUACAUUCUCGUGGAGGGUGACACCGAGCCCAUUGUUGAGACGGCCAUGAGUGAGCUGACACGCCUGCUGAAGGAAGGCACGAUCGCGGCGAUGGAGGAAGAGGUUAGGAGGCCCACGACAGGGCGGUAUAGCGUGAUCUAAAUGAGGGAGGCGGAUGCUGAGAAGUGUCUGCGGAUGCGCGCAUGCGUUGAUGACGACUAUAGCUGGCAUUGGCGCUUGUGGCGUGAGACUGCAGCGGAAGUGCUUUGGUAGGAAGCCCGCUUCUUGGUGGUGUCUUAAUUGCAGGCCAGCCUAUAGUCCUCGGCCUAUAAUGACUGGCGGCCUGCAAGGCGUAUGCACGAUGACUUGCGUCCCUCCGCCCUGCAGAUGCACUUCAGUGGAGUACAUGUAUGCUUUCACGGCGCAUUGUCCAGCAUUGUGUCAUUGCGGCUAAGGUUCGAGAUAUAUGGCAGCUGCUGUAGGAAAAAUGACCAUCACAUAGUAGCUGUCGCUGAC
This is a messenger RNA of Baudoinia panamericana UAMH 10762, 3097 nucleotides long. RefSeq lists its product as uncharacterized. Gene Ontology annotation, molecular function: ATP binding; RNA helicase activity; RNA binding. Lineage: Eukaryota; Fungi; Ascomycota; Dothideomycetes; Mycosphaerellales; Teratosphaeriaceae. The transcript is spliced from 3 exons. Bases 182 to 2743 code for a protein of 853 amino acids. The record is from RefSeq and is a predicted model, not a curated record.